AUGAAUCAGAAAAUUAGUGUUUUGACACCAGAACCGAUUAAGCUGGUCGAAGAUGAUGGUGUAGAUGAGGCUACGAGCUCGGAAAAUGAAUGGAAAUCUUCCUUUCAAAGGGUCUAUGUAAGUGAUUGCACCAUAGUGAAUGGUGAAAACGGUACCAAAUUUGCUGUUUGGAAAGUAACUAUGAUCUUGCAAAAUAGCCAGGAAAAUACUGCUUGUUGUUCCAGUGUUGUAACGUAUAUGAGAUAUACAGAUUUUGCAAAUUUCAGAGAUGUACUUCUGCAAAGAGCGCCAUCACAGCACACUGAGAUACCAAAUUUGCCUCCAAAGGUGAAAUGGUACGAUGCAUGGAGACACCAGGAUGUUAAUCUGAACAAGAACUGGUUAGCUAGAAGGAGACAGGGCCUCGAGUUUUUUUUAAAUCAUGUAAUGCUGAAUAGAGAUUUAUUUGACAUCGCCAAAGAGUUGAUACUAGAGUUUAUGGACAAGAAGGGUUCCGAAGAUCACUGA
Messenger RNA from Zygotorulaspora mrakii, 507 nucleotides. RefSeq names its product Ypt35p (gene YPT35). Gene Ontology annotation, molecular function: phosphatidylinositol-3-phosphate binding. NCBI's taxonomy places the organism in Eukaryota, Fungi, Ascomycota, Saccharomycetes, Saccharomycetales, Saccharomycetaceae. The coding region runs from base 1 to 507 and encodes 168 amino acids. The record is from RefSeq and is a predicted model, not a curated record. The transcript has a single exon.